AUGCUCUUGGGACGACCCUGGAUUCACGAGAAUGAAAUUAUACCAUCUACCCUGCAUCAAUGUUUCAAAUAUUGUCGAGGCGGUAUAGUUAAGAAAGUUGUUGCCGAUGAUAAACCUUUCACUGAGGCCGAGACUCACUUUGCCGACGCUAAAUUUUACCUUCAGAAAGAGGCAAAAAGAAAAGAAUCAGUAAAGGAAGAAAGGCAAGAUUUCAAAGGAUCCAUUUUGCGGUAUAUUCCAAGAUCAAGGAGAGAAGAAGGCCAGUCUUCUUUUAUUAGGAAUGAUACAUUAAAUGUUCCGCUCACCAAGAUAGAGCCUGUUAAAAAUGAGAAAGCUAACUCGCAAGGAUUUGUACGUCCCAAAGAAGAAUCGGCAGUAGAACAUUACUCACUACCAACUAAUCGGACUCAAGAAAGUUUUGAUCCAAACGCAUACAAACUUCUUACUAAGGCCGGUUAUAACCCAAAUGAGAAGCAUGCAUUAGGCAAACUCCCUCCUGAGGUGACUUGCGAGAAAACUCAUGGGUUAACACCUACGCAGAAAAUGUUGAAAGAAAAAGAUUAUAAUGUUGAAAGUUCAUCGAUGGGUCUUGGUUAUCAACCGCCUUCUCCAGUGCGUAUAAUGAUUAAAAGGGCAAGUUGUAACUACGUGAACGAGGAAAUGGAGGUCACAAGCCGAAGGAGAUCUGUGUUUGAUAGGUUGGGAAAUAAGUCAAAGCGUACUUCUGUGUUUGACAGACUUGACCCGCAGCCGAAAAAUUUGAAACCGCCUAUCUAUGAAAGAUUAGGCAGUAAAAAGCAAGAGUACCAAGUUGCCAAGGAAGAAAGUCUUACUCCAAUAAAGAAGAACGGACCAAGAAAGCGAGUCUCCAAUUUCUUCAUGCACUACGGAGACUUAUUCAAUGUAAGAAUUGAAACCAUUUUUGAAGAACAGGAUCAAGAAAAUAUGGCUUCCUGUCAUCAUAUUACGAUUAGUGAUCCCGAAGAAGAAGAAGAAGAUGCAGAUGACGCUUCCCCUGAACUUGAACAAGGGAUAAAAAAUACAGUCGAUGCGCUAAAAGAGAUUAACCUUGACACAAGCGACGAUCUUCACCCAAUUUACAUAAGCUCUUGUAUGACUCCUGAAGAAGAAAAAGAGUAUGUUGAUUUGCUGCUCGAGUUCAGGGACGUCUUUGCCUGGAAUUACUCAGAAAUGCCUGAUUUGGAUCCAAGGGUCGCCGUUCAUAAUUUGUCUGUCAAGCGAGGAACAAAACCUGUCAAGCAAACUCAAAAGCGCUUUCGGCCCGAAUUAAUUCCUCUGAUAGAAAAUGAGAUAAAUCGAUUGAUUGAAACCGGAUUCAUACGAGAAGUAAAAUAUUCAACAUGGAUUUCAAGUAUCGUCCCUGUAAGGAAGAAGAAUGGGCAAAUUCGAGUUUGUGUUGACUUUCGAGACUUAAACGAGGCUUGCCCCAAAGAUGAUUUUCCUCUCUCUAUCACAGAAUUGAUGGUAGAUGCUACAACCGGGCAUGAAGCACUAUCUUUUCUCGAUGGAUCGUCCGGUUACAAUCAAAUACGCAUGGCGCCCGAGAAUGAGGAGCUCACUGCCUUCCGCACCCCCAAGGGAAUUUAUUGCUAUAAAGUAAUGCCGUUUGGCUUGAAAAAUGCUGGAACGAUAUAUCAAAGGGCAAUGCAAAGAAUAUUUGAUGAUAUGCUCCAUAGAAAUGUGGAGUCCUACGUUGAUGAUCUUGUGGUGAAAUCAAAGAAGCGAGAGGAUCAUAUUUAA
Molecule: messenger RNA, 1761 nt
Organism: Coffea arabica (coffee)
Lineage: Eukaryota; Viridiplantae; Streptophyta; Magnoliopsida; Gentianales; Rubiaceae
Source: RefSeq, a predicted model, not a curated record